UUGAUUUGCAACGGGAAUAAAUGGAGGAUCAGAAGCAUAUAGUGCAGUGCAAAACGAUUCUGAAUAAGGCUCAUGACGAAUUUAACAGUAAUAAUUUUAAACAUGCAGAGGAACUGUACACAGAAUUCAUAAACCUGUGUACCAAUUCCAGCGCUUGUGACGCUAAAGACCUGGCGGUCGCUUACAAUAACCGUGGCCAGGUGAAGUACUUCAGGGUUGACUUCUAUGAGGCGAUGGACGAUUACAGUGCGGCAAUAAAGGCAAACGGUCAAUUUGAGGUGCCAUACUAUAACAGAGGGUUAAUACGUUAUAGACUCGGUUUUUUCCAGGAUGCUGAGAGUGACUUCAAGAUGGCCUUGGACAUAAAUGCUAAUUUUGAAGAUGCCAGACAAAGUUUGUCCCAGACGAUCCUCGAUCGGGAAGAAAAAAAUGAAAAGAGGCUAUUGAUGGCAGCCAGGAGGCUAUGUUUCAGUCCAACUUUACUGUGUGACAGGACAGAAAUAACUUAAUUCUGAUUGAAUUUAACAUUUGUACAUUUAUCACAACAUAAGAUUCCUCUUGCAAUAAACUUGUAUGAUCUGUGAAUUUAUUGUUAGAUUGAAUCAGGUACUGGCUUGAUCAGCUAAUUCCCAUUGAGUUGAACUUCUCAGUCUGUACUAGUAGCCUGUGGCAUUAAGUGUAUUGCACAAGAACAAAAAUGUGUUGUAGUGCCCCUUAGAGUAAAGUUGUGUUGUAAUCAAUAUUUGAUUAAUUCCACUUUAUUGAAAUGCUUUUCACAAUUGCAUUGAUGUAAUAAGUGAAUCAGUGAUUCUUAUAAAAUAGCAUAAUUCUUAUUUUUAUCUCCUUUGUCUCCUUUUCUUUCAUGUCGGUUUUAUGCUAGCAUUUGUACUUUGCUGGCACCUCUAUUCAUUAACCUUCAACAGGAGUGAUCUCUCAAGCAGGAUGAGAGUAACCAUUCGCCCA
Molecule: messenger RNA, 963 nt
Organism: Electrophorus electricus (electric eel)
Lineage: Eukaryota; Metazoa; Chordata; Actinopteri; Gymnotiformes; Gymnotidae
Gene: ttc32
Product: tetratricopeptide repeat domain 32
Molecular function (GO): protein binding
Source: RefSeq, a predicted model, not a curated record